UCAGUACCUCUCUUUCAAUCUCAGGGACACAAAUAACCACAACCGCAGGAAAAUUUAGAAAAAGGAGAAAAUUAUUCAAGAAAAUGGCAGAAAACAGGCACCAAGAGGUUGGCCACAAGAGCCUUCUGCAAAGUGAUGCUCUUUAUCAGUAUAUUCUUGAAACUAGUGUGUACCCAAGAGAACCAGAGGCCAUGAAAGAACUCAGGGAACUGACUGCCAAGCAUCCCUGGAACAUUAUGACUACCUCUGCUGAUGAAGGUCAGUUCUUGAACAUGCUUUUGAAACUGAUUAACGCCAAAAACACAAUGGAAAUUGGUGUUUACACCGGCUACUCUCUCCUGGCCACUGCCCUUGCAAUUCCGGAUGAUGGGAAGAUUUUGGCAAUGGAUAUUAACAGAGACAACUAUGAAUUGGGUUUGCCCGUAAUUGAAAAGGCUGGCGUUGCCCACAAAAUUGACUUCAAAGAAGGCCCUGCUUUGCCUGUUCUUGAUCAAAUGAUUGAAGACGGAAAGUACCAUGGAACAUUUGACUUUAUAUUUGUGGAUGCUGACAAAGAUAACUACAUCAACUACCACAAGAGAUUAAUUGAACUGGUUAAAGUGGGAGGAGUGAUCGGGUACGACAACACCUUGUGGAACGGGUCUGUGGUGGCCCCACCUGAUGCACCAUUGAGAAAGUAUGUGAGGUACUACAGGGAUUUUGUACUGGAACUCAACAAGGCUUUGGCUGCAGAUUCGAGGAUCGAGAUUUGCAUGCUUCCCGUGGGUGAUGGAAUUACCCUGUGCCGCCGCGUCAGCUGAGCACUUCAUGAAAAAUUAUUAUUAUUAAGUUUCGUUUUUAUUUUAAAUUUGUAACUUGUUUUUGUACUUCAAUUUGGAUGAACAAAGAAAUCUAAUUAUCCAAAAAUAAACAUUAUUUUCUAUCAACAUCAGGGUUGCUUUGGAUU
Olea europaea var. sylvestris is the source of this 946-nucleotide messenger RNA. RefSeq names its product caffeoyl-CoA O-methyltransferase. NCBI's taxonomy places the organism in Eukaryota, Viridiplantae, Streptophyta, Magnoliopsida, Lamiales, Oleaceae. Bases 84 to 800 code for a protein of 238 amino acids. The record is from RefSeq and is a predicted model, not a curated record. Gene Ontology annotation, molecular function: S-adenosylmethionine-dependent methyltransferase activity; O-methyltransferase activity. The transcript is spliced from 5 exons.